AUGACGGAGCGCAAGCCCGUCAGUGUGCUGCUGCUACGCGAGCCCGUAUCUGUAAGUCUAGGCACUGAUGCAUACCAUGAUGCAUUCGGUGAAUUUUGCCUCCCGUCGUUCGAACUUUCGGCGUUGGCGACGGGUGUGACGACGCCAGAGGGAGAACCGAUUUCACAGGCAACCGACAUUGAUUUUGCUAAGCACAUGAUCCAAGACGUAGCGUAUCUUAUGACGCAUCACAAACCCAAGGAGUACGCGCAAGAGUAUUGCAUUGUGAGCUUCCCUGUUCUUUCGCAUACCUUGGACAAUAUCUCCGAUGUUGCGCAGAAGAUUAUAAAGUACGGAGAGUCCUACGACGGAGUUGUUCUUACAAGCCAGCGCGCAGUGCAGGCAUGGACAGAGGCUGUAAAGCAUAUUUCUAUGAAAUGUAAAGAUGUCCCCCGGUUCCAAGUUCCGUUCUACACGGUGGGGCCCGCAACGAUGAAAGCGCUCCAGGAUGCCCAGAUACCCUCUCUCCUGGCGCCGGAAGGUAUUGUCGGCGAAGAUGCUGGAACAGGGAGCGAUCUUGCGCACCGAAUCGCGGAAGGCAUGCAAAAAACUUUGCCACGCAGUGGGGAUACGUACAAACUGCUCUAUCUCGUGGGAGACAAGCUCUCUUCUGGCCUGCAAGACACGCUCACGACGCUGCACGCGCGCGUGGAGCUGGACAAAAUGCGCGUGUACACAACCACGAAGGACGAUAGGUUUGCAGCUCAUUGCCGCGUGCUCUCUAAAGAGCUCCAGCACUGCUCGGGAAAGGUGCACGGCAGUGCGCCAGACUGGCUCGUCUUCUUUUCUCCGUCUGGCGGCGACUACGCUUUGCCCGAUCUACGUGCCUACGGCUGGAUUCCCGCACCUGGCACGCCAGCGUUGCCUACACAUCCAAAAAUUGGGUGCAUCGGGCCCACGACCGCGGCGUGGGUCCGCGAGCGACUAGGCAUGGAGCCCGAUGCUGUCGCCGCGCAGCCUUCGCCCGCCGCAUUGAGGGAUGCUAUUCUCGAUGCAACCGCUGACACUAUACCUCUCGCAUAA
Malassezia vespertilionis is the source of this 1062-nucleotide messenger RNA. RefSeq names its product uroporphyrinogen-III synthase (gene HEM4). The record is from RefSeq and is a predicted model, not a curated record. The transcript has a single exon. Gene Ontology annotation, molecular function: uroporphyrinogen-III synthase activity. NCBI's taxonomy places the organism in Eukaryota, Fungi, Basidiomycota, Malasseziomycetes, Malasseziales, Malasseziaceae. The coding region runs from base 1 to 1062 and encodes 353 amino acids. Gene Ontology annotation, biological process: uroporphyrinogen III biosynthetic process.